GCAGGUAUGAAACGUCAGGGAUAUUUAAACAUGGAGAUCCAUAGCGGCUGCACUGCAGGUAUGAAACGUAAGGGAUAUUUAAACAUGGAGAUCCAUAGCGGCUGUACUGCAGGUAUGAAACGUAAGGGAUAUUAAAACAUGGAUGGAAGAUUUCUGCCACACUAAUCUGGAUAUCUACCAUACUGAUAGGGAUAUCUACCAUACUGAUAGGGAUAUCUACCAUAUUGAUAGGGAUAUCUACCAUACUGAUAGUGAUAUCUACCAUACUGAUAGGGAUAUCUACCAUACUGAUAGGGAUAUCUACCAUACUGAUAGGGAUAUCUACCAUACUGAUAGGGAUAUUUACCAUACUGAUAGGGAUAUCUACCAUACUGAUAGGGAUAUCUACCAUAUUGAUAGGGAUAUUUACCAUAUUGAUAGGGAUAUCUACCAUACUGAUAGGGAUAUCUACCAUACUGAUAGGAAAUAUACACCCUUCAUCAUAAUGUCACUUCCAACAUAUAUAAUUCAUGUUUUGGCCCAAUGCCACAAUAUGUGGGAUGAAUACUAUGUUGUAAACAAAUCAGCAAAAUGGGGUCAAGCGUUGAUUUUUGUCUUAUUUUUUACUGUAUGGACUCGUUUCACCACUAAGAAUGUGCUUACAAAAGAAAGCAUAUAUUUUAAAACAUCUGAUUCCAUCACACAUGUUCUAGUUUUCUAAAACACCUAUUUAUUAAACAUAAUCCCAUCGAUCAGAGUGAGUUUGACCAUGAUGUACAUGUAUGUUUAUUCAUAAAGUGAAUAUGAAGACUCGUGGAUAGCCCCGAAUUGAAAGUUAGAUAUCGAGUCGUAUAUCAAAUUUCGUUUUCUAAUUCCAAUUCCAGAUAAAGUAAUAAAUUCGGUUCAUAAAGAAAUAAAUAGAUUUAUAUGGAAGUCGGAAAUCCCUUAAAUAUGAUAGACAAUUAUUUGUCAAAGUUUUUAAGACUGUGGAUUCAAAUUCCCAAAUUUUGAAAUUUAAGUUUAGUCACUCUAAUUGAAUCGGUUUACUUCAAAUAAACAACAGUAUCCUGGGCCUACAAAAUUUUAUUUUUUGCAAUGCUCAAUAUACAAUUAAACACAAACAACAUACAUGUAAUACAUCAUGUACAUGUGAAAAAGUAACCUCCCAUAAUUGCUAAAUACAAGGCAUG
This is a messenger RNA of Magallana angulata, 1169 nucleotides long. RefSeq lists its product as uncharacterized. The record is from RefSeq and is a predicted model, not a curated record. Lineage: Eukaryota; Metazoa; Mollusca; Bivalvia; Ostreida; Ostreidae. The transcript has a single exon. The coding region runs from base 143 to 700 and encodes 185 amino acids.